Molecule: messenger RNA, 989 nt
Organism: Copidosoma floridanum
Lineage: Eukaryota; Metazoa; Arthropoda; Insecta; Hymenoptera; Encyrtidae
Source: RefSeq, a predicted model, not a curated record
AUGAAGUACCUACUCUCCACGCUGAUCCUUGGCUUUUUAAUGAGUAUAACUUUAGCAGAGUCUGGAAAAAUAACUUGUGCGAACGUAAGGUGUGCUGGAAGGUGUAUUGACGAACCUACAGGGCCCCGAUGUGUACCUGUGGAUUGCUCAGUAUUGUCCUGUGCACCGGGUUACUCGUGUAAGAACGGAAGGUGCCAAAAAUCUCCUGUCACUUGUGCUACUGCCAAUUGUCCGAAUGACUGCAUUGACGAGCCUUCGGGUCCCAGAUGCGUACCAAAAAAUCCGUGUGCAACCAUAGACUGUCUGCCUGGAUGGCGAUGUGAUAAUAGUAUCGGAAAAUGCGUGAAGGUGACACCUUUGACUUGCGCAAAUGCCAACUGUCCUGGAAACUGCAUUGACGAGCCUUUGGGUCCCAGAUGCGUACCAAAAAAUCCGUGUGCAACCAUAGACUGUCUGCCUGGAUGGCGAUGUGAUAAUAGUAUCGGAAAAUGCGUGAAGGUGACAAAUUAACGAGCAUAGAGUUGAUAUGUGUAGGUACUUAAUGCUUUGCAAAGCAUUUGAUAUGACAAUAUUUUUGUUGUCUUUAUUUGAUCUAUAAAUAAUAAUUCUUACAAGUUAUCAUAGAGCGAUGUGGAAUAUCUGCAGCUUAUAAUAAAAUACUAGGAGCACGAGCAUCAAAGUUUCAUCAAAUUACAUUCUCUAUAAAAAAUUUUUUUUGUAAUUAGUUUAUGAUUUUGUACCUUUAAAAUUGAUGAACUUCAGUCCUUGUAUUGGACACGACUGUUUAUUAGCAUAUAACUAAUUAUACCAUAGCUACGAGUUGAAGUGAGACAGAUUCAGCAACGUAAUUUUUAUCUACUAAAACCACCAUGUACUAUAUUCACAAAUUUUGAUCUUAAACGACUCUAAGUAAAGAAUGUUUGACUUUACUGAUUGUAUGAUUCCUUGGCAAUUACUAAUUUAAUGCUUAAGAAUAAAAAUAACUACUC